This is a messenger RNA of Sceloporus undulatus (fence lizard), 780 nucleotides long. RefSeq lists its product as uncharacterized. Bases 88 to 729 code for a protein of 213 amino acids. The transcript is spliced from 2 exons. The record is from RefSeq and is a predicted model, not a curated record. Lineage: Eukaryota; Metazoa; Chordata; Lepidosauria; Squamata; Phrynosomatidae.
CAGGCAUUCUGCACCUGUUUAAAUUCCCAAGCUGCAGGAAUCCAGCGGUUGUUAAUUACCUCAGUGUUUUAGAUAAAGCCUCCCUGAAUGCUGGAGGCCCUCGCUUUCUGCUGGUUGCUGGCUGAAGGUGCAGUUUGCUCCGUGAUGAGACACCGUGUGUUGAUCUGCGGACACAGCAUGGUGUUCUGGACAGCCCGCCAAGCCAGGAGGAGCCAUUUUGGAAGCCAGCUGGGGCUGUCAGAUAAGGCCAUCAUUGAGUGGAGAGGUAAACGUGCCCUGCGGUGGCACAGGCUCCUGCAUCUGUUGUUUGGCGAAAGCCAGUGUCUGCCCCCUCAUGUUCUGGUUAUACAUUUGGGUGGCAAUGAUUUGGGUUUUGUUAAAGACAAAGCCCUGGUUCUUCAGGCCAUACACAACAUGCGGCUCAUUCGUGAGAGAUGUCCUUUUAUUACAUUAAUAUGGUCGGCAAUGUUGCCGCACCAAGUUUGGAAAUGUGGUUGUGAUCCACAUAUCCUUAAUAGGGCCCGCAGAUGGGUCAAUAAUAAAAUUCACAAUGCAAUGAAUGGAGGACUGGGUUUUUAUUUGGCACACGAUGAUAUCAUGUUGCUGAGGCCUGAGCUCUACCGAGCUGAUGGCAUUCACCCUUCUGAGGUGGGGAACCAGAUAUUUCUUAGAGACCUGCAAGCUGGGGUGGCGGCCUGCUUGGCAAGCCUUGUGGGGGAUAGGGACUAAGUUAUACUUGCCCCUUAUCUGUGGCAUAGGCGGGGGGAGAUAGUCGGUUUG